Molecule: messenger RNA, 1158 nt
Organism: Trypanosoma rangeli
Lineage: Eukaryota; Euglenozoa; Kinetoplastea; Trypanosomatida; Trypanosomatidae
Exons: 1
Coding region: 1-1158 (385 amino acids)
Source: RefSeq, a predicted model, not a curated record
AUGACGCAUUUAGGCAGUUAUGCACUCGGUCUUUUUGUGGCUGUUUCAGCGUUUCUGUUCUCUAUAGCCCAUGCAAGCGACGCGCUCGUGGCACCAAUGUGUAGUGAGGUUAUCGGCUUUGCUGGGGAAUACAACGAUCACAUUCGCAUUGAGGUGCCAGUGUCUCCAGUGGAGAAGGAAGCCGUCGUUCUUAGUCUGAAGGCCUUUCCGUUGAACUUGGGUGAACUGUCGCAGCGGUGGAUACAGAUGAAUGCCACCUAUCGCCUGCGUGAGGGUGUCAUGGUCUCUUUGCAGUCUAACAACGAUGGUAUUGUGGUGAUUUCAAAUGUGGAGGCUGGCACAAACAUUGAGAUCAAAGUUAACCGUGUGCUGAAGGACGGUCCAGUCCCGUUCCGUUUUUGGAGCUUUCACGCCAAUCGCCCAUCGUGCCAGAUUGAUGUGUCCCCUGUCAAUUCUUUUUCGGCGCCUAUUCCGCUACGUAUUUCGGAGCUGGCGGAUCCUGUAAAGGUGUACUUCAAGUCUGUCGCGCCACCGGAAGCCAAAGGGUUUAUAGUGUGGGCCAACUACGGAUUUUUUUUAUCUCAUUCGGUGAAGUAUCAGGUGAUAUCUUCGCCAACAGCUACUUAUGAUGUCACACACAAUAGUGGCGAGGUGGUCCCAUGGAGCGAGGGCGUCGCCUAUUUGGUGUUUACUUCACCAAUCUCCACAGACACCUCGCAAAUGCUUCAGGUGAAGAUUGUGUGGGUCGAUGACAUCACUGCAGCUGGUGGCAAAACUGGGAGUGAGGCUCCCACACCGCCACUGGAGAAAAAGACAGAUAAGGAUUUGACACCUCUGCCGGAAUCGCCGUCAAAGGGUCCAGGCGAUGAAAAAUCUCCGAGUCAUUCUGACGCCGGAAACAAGAAGAGGUGGACCGUUAGAUUUUUGAUUUUCGUACUCCUUAUCUCCCUCACUGUAUACAUGCUUGUCAUGUCAGCCGUCAACUACCGACUGACGGGUGCUACAGAAUUCCCAGAUAUGAUUCCUUUUGUGGGGGUUUUCCGGUCUUGUGGACAGUACGUGGCGCUAGCAAAAGCUUCAGUUUUACAAGGAAGAGGGAACCAGCGUGGUGAGUAUUCUGAUUUGAGAUACGAGGGGUUGGGCACGGACCGCGUCUAA